AACUCACUAGCCCAAGCCAAACUAUGGUCCAAAGAACCUGAGAAACAUAAAUUAUGGUGUGACCACUGUCAGAGAACGAAUCCAGCAGGAACUGCUGGAAGCUCGAUGGCAAACCGGCCGAAUGGAAGCCAAGGAAUCAAAGAGAGUCCAGAAUUAAGGUAUUGCAAACCAUUCUUAGCCACCAAAAGAUCCGUACUGAAUCAGAAACUACGACUUCCACCUCAAGUGCAUCAGUGGCUCAUAAAGGACCUCUCUUCAGGGAAGAUGAUUGGCAGUGCUAAGGAGUGUGAUGGCCCCUAUUUUCUUCGUGACAUUAGUUCCUCCUCACAAUCUCCACCUCUUGAAAAAGUCUCAUCAUCAACUGUGUCUAACUUUGAACUUAUUUUGUGGCAUAAAUGCCUCGGUCAUCCUAGUUUUCCUUACCUUAAAGCAUUGUAGCCCACUUAUUCAUUAAUAAAGAUGUUUCUAGUUUUCAUUGUGAACAUUGCAUUGUCGCUAAACAAACUAGAAAAAGCUAUCCCCCUCAUUCUUAUCAACCAACAAAACCAUUUCAUCUCAUUCAUAGUGACAUCAGGGGUCCACUCGAGAACACUCCCUUAUGGGUCCAAGAUGGUUCAUCACUUCCAUUGAUGAUCAUACUCGUGUUUG
Messenger RNA from Cynara cardunculus var. scolymus (artichoke), 648 nucleotides. RefSeq lists its product as uncharacterized. Lineage: Eukaryota; Viridiplantae; Streptophyta; Magnoliopsida; Asterales; Asteraceae. The transcript is spliced from 2 exons. Bases 106 to 438 code for a protein of 110 amino acids. The record is from RefSeq and is a predicted model, not a curated record.